AUGUCUCCUCUGACCACAUUUUUGACGGAUUCUCAACAGCAAACGCUCCACCAGCUAAUCGUCUCCGCUCGUGACGCUGGCGCCAGUGAAGACAUGGUGAAAGAUAGUAUGGAUGAAUAUUUAGCUCAGAUUCUGUCACCUGAUAGACUUCUGGAGCUUAAAAAAGCCCACGAUGAAUUCGAAGCCCAACGACGUGGCAAGCGAUCGGCGACGCCUUCUGAAAAGCAGGAACCCAAGAAAGUCUUUGAUAUAAUCGACCAAUUUACGAGUGAUUAUCAGAAGUUUUAUGAGGAGUCGUCGGCGGUCAGAAAUCGUAAUCAUUAA
This is a messenger RNA of Caenorhabditis briggsae, 324 nucleotides long. Lineage: Eukaryota; Metazoa; Nematoda; Chromadorea; Rhabditida; Rhabditidae. Bases 1 to 324 code for a protein of 107 amino acids. The record is from RefSeq and is a predicted model, not a curated record. The transcript is spliced from 2 exons.